Messenger RNA from Folsomia candida, 1465 nucleotides. RefSeq names its product prostaglandin reductase 1. The transcript is spliced from 9 exons. Gene Ontology annotation, biological process: prostaglandin metabolic process. Lineage: Eukaryota; Metazoa; Arthropoda; Collembola; Entomobryomorpha; Isotomidae. The coding region runs from base 339 to 1349 and encodes 336 amino acids. The record is from RefSeq and is a predicted model, not a curated record. Gene Ontology annotation, molecular function: 15-oxoprostaglandin 13-reductase [NAD(P)+] activity.
AAAAUCGGUAUGGGUCACCCCAAAGGGUCCCGGCCAGGCUGUUUCACCUAUAUACGAGAUAACUUUGACUUGAGGAAAAGGCCGGAUCAUUGCAUACAUGUAUGUACCAAAUUUGGUCAAAAUCGGUUAAGUCGUUCGAGAGUUGCCGAAAGACAGACGGACAUUACGAUUACAUAAGCCCUGGUUCGGGCUAAACAUAAAAGGUACCCGACGAAACAACAAUAGCAACUUGUUAUUAACAUUUAACAAGUCUCUUACUCCUCUGUUAAUGCUGAUACGAAAUCAUAGAUAGUUGCCUGCAAUCAAGUUUUCUGAAUUUUAGAGCUCUUUAAAACGCGAUGACAAUAAAAGCACGGAAAUUUGUUCUGCGUAACAGACCACAAGGAUUACCGAAAACAUCAGAUUUUGAACUUGUGGAGGAAGAGAUUUCAGAAAACUUGGAGGACGGAGAAAUACUUUGUAAAGCAGAAUGGCUCAGUGUCGACCCUUACAUGCGAUUAGUUGCCAACAAUUUGCAACUUGGCGAAAUGAUGCCAGGAGUUCAGGUAGCUCGAGUUAUCAAGAGUCGUAGCCCAGAAUACGAAGAAGGAUCCAAAGUUGUCGGUCUAUUUGGGUGGCGAGACACAACGAAAUGCAAUCCAUCUCUUCAUACAGAGAUCGAAUACCUGUAUCCCUUACCGGAUAUGAAAUCACUGCCGGAAUCAUACGCUAUUGGAUCAGUUGGUCGAGUUGGUAAUACAGCCUAUUUUGGUUUGUUGGACGUGGGAUGUCCUCAACCUGGAGAAACCGUAGUUGUCUCAGCGGCAGCAGGGGCAGUUGGAUCACUUGUAGGCCAAAUUGCAAAGUUGAAAGGUUGUAAAGUCGUUGGGUUUGCGGGUUCGGAUGAGAAAGUCGACUUCUUGCUGAACGACUUAGGUUUCGAGAAUGCAUUUAAUUAUAAAACCGUCAACGUUCCUGACGCCCUCGUGAAAGCUGCUCCGAAAGGAGUGGAUGUAUAUUUUGACAAUGUCGGGGGAGAAUUUGCGUUCCAUGUGACUCAAAAGAUGAACCAAGGGGGACGGAUUGCGCUGUGUGGAGCGAUCAGUUCGUACAAUCGGGACGCAAGCCAACCUGCUAUGAUUCCAUUUGACUACACAAAGAUGAUUUAUAACAACAUUAAACUUGAAGGACUGCACGUGCUUCGGUGGAAACAUCGCUGGUUUGAAGGAAUCAACCAAAUCCGAGACUGGAUUUUGGAGGGAAAAAUUGUCGUUCGUGAAACUGUUACUGAGGGCUUUGAAAACAUGCCGGAAGCUUUUAUUCGUCUCCUGAAAGGCAGCAACAUUGGGAAAGAAGUGGUGAAGUGUUAACGGAGAGUGUCCUGCAUACAAUUUGACGUAUUUUUUUCUAAAAUUGAGUUCUCCUCUGUCACUUUGUGUAAUGUGUCGUCUGCCAGCAAUAAAUAAGUAAACAUGCCAAAAAAUGA